Messenger RNA from Tribolium madens (black flour beetle), 2121 nucleotides. Its product is annotated as TWiK family of potassium channels protein 7. Gene Ontology annotation, cellular component: membrane. The transcript has 5 exons. NCBI's taxonomy places the organism in Eukaryota, Metazoa, Arthropoda, Insecta, Coleoptera, Tenebrionidae. Gene Ontology annotation, biological process: potassium ion transmembrane transport; stabilization of membrane potential. The record is from RefSeq and is a predicted model, not a curated record. Gene Ontology annotation, molecular function: potassium ion leak channel activity. Bases 343 to 1677 code for a protein of 444 amino acids.
UGAUUUAACUAUAGUGAAUAACAAGAUUAACAAGUGUAGUUUAUUGUGUAAAGUGUCGAAUGCUGCUGAGGUAGCAAAAGAGACAACAUUAGUAAAUUUCGGUAGAAGUGAAAAACGCUUAGGAAAAAAAAACAGUGUUUUUACCCCAUGUCUGAAAGGGUCGAUAGCCAACAAGUGGAGGACAUCGAUCAGCCCACUUUACACCGCCAGAAACGAUUAACGACUCAAGUGAUGGAUUAGGUCAGCGUAACCCGAAAAAUAACUCUGUGACUUCAGGCCUGGAAAUCUCGUCAAAACCCAUCGCUCAACUUAAAAUGUGACAGUGUGAAGCCCCUUAACGCCAUGGAGAAAGACUCUCACUACUGCUACGAGCCGUACCAAAAAAGCAACUCUUUAAAACGCGACACGAAGAAGAAAACUACUGAAUCGUGUCGUUGUUUCGGCAAAUCGCGCAAAUCACGCACUAAAGCCUUCUUCACAGGCUUGGCCACAAACCUAGGAAUAUGUAUUCUCCUCUUCGGAUAUACUCUCAUCGGUUCGGUCAUUUUCCUCGCCAUCGAAGGCGGUUCGACUUUUCAACACUCGACCCAAAUCUUAGCGACAACAUCCGGAAAGAAAUUUUUGAAUCAUAGUGCGGAAUUUAAAGCGAAGAAUGACGAAGCGAGAGCGAGAACUGUCGAAAAUAUUUGGGAUAUAACGGUGAAUCUGAAUAUACUGUACAGGGAUAAUUGGACGAGGUUGGCGGCGCAGGAGAUCACGAGGUUUCAGGAUGAGCUGUUGAAGAGUCUAGGGGAGGAGUUGGCGGCGCAGCCGGUGCAGGAGAAGGCGGAGAGGCGGGCAGGGGACUACGAGUGGACUUUUGCAAAAGCGUUUUUAUACUCGUUGACGGUGCUUACCACUAUUGGUUACGGCAGCAUCGCCCCCAGGACGACCCUUGGCAAAGCCGUCACCAUGGGCUACGCCAUGCUGGGCAUCCCCCUCACUCUUCUCUACCUUUCCAGCAUUGGGUCGAUCCUCUCACGUGUAGCUCGAGGGGUAUUUUCGCGCGCUCUCUGUUGUUGUCUUUGCUCAAAUUGUGGCUAUUGCUGUUACGACGAGAAACGCAUGGCCGAAAAAGAACGAAGAAUGAAGAAAAAGCGUCAACAAAUGGAACUUCAGCAACAAAUGGCCCUCCAAGAACCAUUUUAUGUCCGUUCUAACUCGAUCCAUAACAGUCUACACUCCCCUAUAAGGGACGGUGGCGUGAAAGAGAUUGACAGUUUGAGUACCGACAACGAAUCAAAGUCGUCAAUGCACGGAUUGAGCAUUUUGGCACCGAUUCUCCUAUGUUUAGCCAUGAUGUUUAUCUAUAUUUGUUUAGGGACUUUCGCUUUGUACAAAUUGGAAAACUGGUCGAUCCUCGAUGGGUUUUACUUCUGUUUUAUGAGUCUGACGACCAUUGGGUUUGGCGAUAUGGUUCCUGGGAGUGAUCCAUUUGGACGUGAAUCGAACACGACCAUAUGGUUCUGCUCAAUUUACAUAAUGUCAGGGAUGGCAUUGACUGCAAUGUGUUUCAAUGUCGUCCAUGACGAAAUCGUCCAUAGAUUGAAACAUCAAGAGAAAAUCACCCCCAAAGUGAAUUCGACAAGUUUUACCGACGAUUUAAAUUCGUCAGAUCCGUACAACAUGACAUCAUGACAGUUCAAUCCACAGAAAAAUAAUACUUUUUAUCACAGAAAUUUGACAGAAGAGACACUUUUAAGCACGGGGACUCCCACGCUCGAAACGCCGAAAAUACCCGAAGUGUUAGAACCGGUGAUGACUGGGGUUUACACUGUGCCAGAAUUACCCGAAGAGAAUGCGGAAGAUAACACCGAAAUGUAAACAUAUCACGACCAAAGAUAAUUAGGAUUUUCUUCCCAUUCCCCCCGAUUAUAAUUGUUAAAUUAAAUUAACUGUUAAAUUGUAAAUAAUUAAGAUGAAUUACUUACUGUCUAAUAGGUCAAACUGUAAUUUCGAAUUUGUAAAUACAUUAGCUGUAAUAUAACCACGAGACAUUCUUUGUACUCUGAUGAUGAAUUCCUAUGUUGUACGAAACGCUCUACUGUCUAGAAUGUUUUUAAUUCUAUGUAUGUAAGACUG